AUGAGUGGACGCGGCAAAACCGGUGGAAAAGCCAGAGCCAAGGCAAAGUCCCGCUCUUCUCGCGCUGGACUCCAGUUCCCAGUGGGUCGUGUCCACAGGCUGCUGCGUAAAGGCAACUAUGCGCAGCGUGUGGGUGCCGGCGCCCCCGUCUACCUGGCUGCUGUGCUGGAGUAUCUGACCGCUGAGAUCCUGGAGUUGGCUGGAAACGCCGCCCGCGACAACAAGAAGACCCGUAUCAUUCCCCGCCACCUGCAGCUGGCCGUCCGCAACGACGAGGAGCUCAACAAGCUCCUGGGCGGAGUGACCAUCGCUCAGGGAGGUGUGCUGCCCAACAUCCAGGCUGUUCUGCUGCCCAAGAAGACCGAGAAACCCGCCAAGGCCAAGUAAAGUUGCGGCUCCUGCCAACCAGAAAUAGAAAAGGCUCUUUUAAGAGCCACACAAUUAUGUCUGAUAAAGGCACAGCUCCUCAUGUCUACACCUGUAAAGUAUUCUAACUGUACAAAUACAAAAACAAGUUAUGUUUUGUAUAUUCUUUUAUGUAAGUAAAUGGCAGGGCAUUCACUAGUUGUAGUAAAUGGAGUGUAAACUCACCUACUGACAGUUUACUACCUUUAUCCCAGACUUUUCAGAGCAUCUAUAUCUCA
Toxotes jaculatrix (banded archerfish) is the source of this 644-nucleotide messenger RNA. RefSeq names its product histone H2A-like. Gene Ontology annotation, molecular function: DNA binding; structural constituent of chromatin; protein heterodimerization activity. Gene Ontology annotation, cellular component: nucleosome. The record is from RefSeq and is a predicted model, not a curated record. Lineage: Eukaryota; Metazoa; Chordata; Actinopteri; Toxotidae. The transcript has a single exon. Bases 1 to 387 code for a protein of 128 amino acids.